Orussus abietinus is the source of this 3774-nucleotide messenger RNA. RefSeq lists its product as uncharacterized. The transcript is spliced from 9 exons. The record is from RefSeq and is a predicted model, not a curated record. The coding region runs from base 398 to 2233 and encodes 611 amino acids. Lineage: Eukaryota; Metazoa; Arthropoda; Insecta; Hymenoptera; Orussidae.
UUGUGGAUACACACGUAAUGAUACAACUAUCGAAUCAUUGUUUGAUUCGGCGUCAUAUUUAAUUAUUUAUAUGCCAGGAUACAGGCGGGACAAAAGAAGAAUAACAAGGAAAACCGACCAUGCCCUGUAACGAAGCAUCCGUAACCUCUAAUAGAGCGUACUUCUGCAGUUCAUAGGCCUGAUCGUUGAGUAUGUCCAGGAAAAGUCCAGGGAUAAGAUGAUAGCAAGGCAUGAAAGUGGUUUGCCUAUCGGCGAGGGAGCUAAAGAAAAUCGCCGGAAUUAGGAGUCUGGAGCUUGGCCGACCAGGAGACAGCACGCGAGCAGUGCCACGAACUUGGUACCUGGAACAGAAAUCGAUUGAUAAGCGGAGUCGACGCACCUUUAUCGAGCACGUACUAUGCCGAAUGCUGCACCGAGCGCCGUUAAUGCAAGUGGAAAGUACGUUUCGACGCGAGAGGCUGGGAUCUCCAGGAUGCCAGGGCUGUGGAAGUUGCUACACACGCUAAUCUACAUGGUGGCCGCAUCAAGGAGCGUCGAAAGUAGCAGCGACAUUUGGCCGCUGGAGAGGCCAGAGGGCAUGCCGGCCAUUCGGUCCUUGGAGGUGAUGUGCGGCAAGGACCACAUGGACGUGCACCUGUCCUUCUCCCAGCCCUUCGAGGGGAUCGUCUCCUCCAAGGGACAGCACGCCGACCCUAGAUGCGUCUACGUCCCGCCCUCCACCGGCCAGACUUUCUUCUCCUUUCGGAUAGCCUACGCGAGGUGCGUUUCGAAUGUCUUAUGGAACGACCACGUGGUCGGGGAUGCGUUUCGAACGUCUUAUGGGACGACCACGUGCUCCGCGAUGCAUUUCAGAUGCGGCACGAAGCCGGACAUGCACGGCCAGUUCUACGAGAACACGGUGGUCGUCCAGUACGACAAGGACCUGCUGGAGGUCUGGGACGAGGCGAAGAGGCUGCGGUGCGAGUGGUUCAACGACUACGAGAAGACGGCGUCGAAGCCUCCCAUGGUCAUCGCGGACCUGGACGUGAUCCAGCUGGACUUCCGAGGCGACAACGUGGACUGCUGGAUGGAGAUCCAACAUGGCAAGGGACCCUGGGCGCCGCCGGUCUCGGGCAUCGUGCCGCUCGGCUCCACCCUGACCCUGGUCGUCGCCAUAAACGAUUACCGAGGGGAGUUCGACAUGAGGGUCAAGUCGUGCGCGGCCUCGGACGGGGGUGGCCACACCAUCCAGCUGAGCGACGAGUUCGGCUGCGUCCUGAGGCCCAAGAUGAUCAGCCGGUUCCUGAAGGCCAGGGGCUCCGACGACCGCGCCACCGUCAUCGCCUACGCCUUCUUCCACGCGUUCAAGUUCCCGGACGCCCUGAGCGUCCACAUUAAGUGCAAGGUCGAGAUCUGCCGACACGGCUGCCUGGACCACUGCCAGUCCGGAGGAUCCGUGGGGCACUACGUCCAGGAGCGGAAGGACCAGGUCAGACCACCCUAUCCACCCUCCGCGGUCCACGAGGAGGAGUCGCCAAUCUACGACGACGUCAUCCAGAACGGCGACGGCACGACCUCGAUCGGGGGCCACUUCCUGGGGGUGGAGAAGUCCUCCCCGAAGGCGCAGGCCCAAACCAGCGACCGGGAGCCGGCGCCGGUUAACGAGCCCCAGGAGGAGGACAAGGACGAGGAGGACCUCCCGGAACCGCCCCAGGUGAGUCGCUACGAGAACGAGGACCGCUUCCCACACGGGCCCCGCAACCUGGAGGAGGACCUCACCUCGGCGCCGGUCUCGCCGGUCGGCGCCCGCCGGAAGCGGUCCCUCGUCGUCUCGGACCGGAAGGUGCGCAGCGCAGACGUCGGCGUCAGCGGGAUCUACGACGUCAUCUCCGAGGCCGACCUCGCCUUCAGCCCGGACGCCCACGCGGAGGCUGUCACCGUCUUCCAGGGCCGCAUCCGAGAGGAGAUCGUCUAUGGCAUCUGCCUCCCGAUGCCCGGAUUCAGUGCCCUCUUCGUCAUCGUCGCUCUUUCCGCCGUCGUCUCGGCGAUGGUCGCCGGGGCCAUGCUCCACCGCCUCCAGACCCAACGCCGGGUCGGCAGGGGGAACCGGAAGAACGGGACGGCCAACGGGUGGCUAUCCUACGGCUUGUCCCGGGUCCGAUGCUCGGAAAGGACCCGUGGAGGCCAGUCCAGGGUCCAGUCCCACCACCAGCAGAUGCAAAAACCGACUCCCAGCCCGGUCGAGCAGGGCUGACCGGAGCCGUAUCGGACGCGCGCCAAUGCCGUGAGAGACAAUGUGCAAUAUACUGUACAAAGUACCGUAAGUGCGUAGAGUAGGUUGUACGCUCUUUUUAAAGACUUCCAUCGUCGUCGCCCCUGGGCCCUGCCUCUCAGGAUCGGCCGAGGCCGAGGAGACGAGCAUCCGAGACUUCCGACUUAUACCUAACGCCUUGAUCCCUAAGUGCUACGGCGUUUACCUUUCCGUAUUAUUAACGUUAAGGGCCCCUAGAGGACCGACCAUCCGGGUCGAUUAAGUCAGUUUCACCGUUACCGAGCGACGCGGGGACUCCUUCGACGACUUCCGAUUUCAUUUUCACCAGGUGCGACCUUACGCGAAGGUUGAGGAACGGCGCGAAGAAGGGUCGAAGGACCGGACCUCGUGGUAAGAGGAUGAUCCUUUAAGGUGAAGUGAUACCCCUCUCAUAUCUUAAUGAAACACUUUUUUAAAAAGUAUUCAAUCGAAUUGUCAAUCUUUGACACGUGACAAUAUCUGGAUUUUUUAAAAAGAUUUUUUUAACUUAAAAUCGAUAUAAAAACCAACGUAGGUAUUUAAAAAAGUCUUCUUUACCGUCGUCGGUCAAGUUCCUCGACGUGUUUCACUUCACCUUAACUGACGAGAUUCUAAUCUAAUGACAUUCCGAUUUUCUUAAGGCUACGCUUAUAAAUAGCUUCGACGUUUUCUAAUUCUUAAGAUACUUUAUAUGGAUAUCACUUUUGUAAAGGAAAUAAUAUGUUAAUCUCAUGUAACCUGGGGGGUUCUCCUAGAAUUCCAAUCGUUUAGGGCCGUGUGCCCACGAGCGACCGAUAAGACGAUAAGAGGCUACUUUUCGACUCUAGUUACCUUAAUUAGCCUCGCUUUAUCACCUUACUUUCCUGGAUUUUUUUUAUCACAUCCCCUAGAGUACAUCGGCCGCCAUCUUGCGAGAUGAGGGGACGUUUGAUGGAUUUUUUAUCCAGAGGAUCAUCAGGGAAAAUGCGAGCGACAGCCGCCAUUUUGUUCCGACGAUCCUGAAGAAGAUCCUCGCGUCUACUUCGUGGGAAUCCUUGAAGACCUCCUACGUAGCCUUAAUUUGCAUAAUGUGCCUAAAACUUCGCGUUUAUCCCGAUAGGUGCGUUCCCGUCGCCGGUCUUGGGAAUCGCGAUGUCCACUUCCUGUUCCUUCCUGACGCUUCCAGGUAAACGAUCGAAGGAUAGAAAAUUGUCACUUUGCUUUCAGAACUACAUGCGGUUAUCACCACGAUGGAAGAUAAGGUGGUAAGAAAGUACUUUGAUAAGAAGGUCGGAUCAUCGAUGUCACUUACUACUUGAUAAUUAAUUCUAAGGGAGUAACAAUAAAAGUCGGUCGCUUUUUGAUAAGAAUAUGAACGAUAUAAAUUAUAAAAUAAAUAAUAGAUUAUGUAAUAAUAUUGAAUAUAAAGUUUCAUGUCUGGAGGACAAGGUGAUAAAAAAAGGACUUUGAUUAGAGGUCGUGCCUUAUCAUGAUAUUUAAUUCCGGGGGAAUAACGCCGUCGCGUU